Molecule: messenger RNA, 3822 nt
Organism: Zonotrichia albicollis (white-throated sparrow)
Lineage: Eukaryota; Metazoa; Chordata; Aves; Passeriformes; Passerellidae
Source: RefSeq, a predicted model, not a curated record
AAACUUCUUUCCCAGUCUGUUAAUCUGAAAUGUUUUAAACUGUGUUCAAAGUGUGCUCAUAAUUUUGCUCUCCACGGGGAGACUCAUUGUGUUAGGGCAAAACCUCAGACUGUCUUGCACAAUCAUAAAUAAACAACAAGUUAUUUCCCUUUCCCACCUCUGAUGGGUCUUUGCCAGCCUGACUCAUGCGCCAGGCAAUGAGCAAGAUGGAUGGAGAAGAAGAAGAAAUGUGUAAGCAAGCAUCCCCCAGCUUCGUGCUCGUUCUGUGCUUUGGUCUGAAUGUGCUGUUGCUGAGGUUCAGUUCUUCACAACUAGCAUGGUAUAGCAGCAGAAUCAUGGAAGAAGGAGAACUACCUUGGCUUUUGGUAAAUGAAGUUGGUGGCAUACGUGGGAUAUUGCAUAGCCAUGUGCCAUUCCUGAAGAAACAUUUCCACCUCAUCACCAUGAAGGAAUUUCUUGAAAAUAGAAAGGAUGUAGGCAAAAUGGUCCAAGCAAUCUAUUUGUGGUGGCACAAACCGGUCAUUGACAAAGAGCUCCUCCAGAGCCUGCCAAACUUAAAAGUGAUUGCAAAUUCAGGGGUGGGGAUGGAUCACUUGGAUCUGAAGCUUAUAGCUAGCUUUGGUGUGAAGAUGGCUAAUGCUCCACGUGCUGUUUCCAGCACCACAGCAGAUACUGGGAUGGCUUUGCUGCUAGCCUCUGCUAGAAGACUUGUGGAAGUCCAUAACAUUUCAAUUUCUCCAAGUAUGGACUACUGUGAAGCUGAUAUUCUGGGAGUUAAAGUUGCUGGAGCUACUCUGGGGAUCAUUGGCAUGGGCCGCAUUGGGUAUAAGAUUGCUGUGAGAGCCAAAGCAUUUGAAAUGAACAUUUUGUACCACAACAGGACACGGAGGAAAGUGCACGAGGAGCAAGCUGUUGGUGCUACUUACUGCAAAAAGAUAGACAGUUUGCUCCAGCAGGCAGAUUUUGUGAUGCUAGUGGUGAGCCUGACACCUCAGACACACAAGCUGAUCGGGAAAAGAGAACUGGAGCUGAUGAAACCCACAGCUACCCUCAUUAACAUCAGCCGAGGUGCAGUAGUUGACCAAGAGGCGCUGGUGGCAGCUCUGCAGACCGGUGUUAUCAGGGCCGCGGCUUUGGAUGUCACCUCCCCAGAGCCACUGCCCAGAGAUCAUGCAUUGUUAAAAUUAAAGAAUGUCAUUAUAACACCUCACCUCGGCAUUAAAACAGACAAGGCCACCUACAUGAUAACAGAGGAAGCAGUUGAAAACAUACUAGCAGCCCUGAAUGGUCUCCCCCUACCCAGUGAAGUGCUCCCUAGCUGAUGUGUGAAAGGAUAUUGCGGAUCUUUUCAUUCUUCUCUUUGUCUUUUUAUUCUUAUCUUUGCCCUGCACAUCAGCUCUAAAGAUCUUGUUAAAUAUAAGAAUGUCCAUACAUCUCACUAAAGCUUGGAAGGAAACAGUUUGCUAUCGUGUCAGUUGUGUUUUUAUAGUUUCUCUUGUCUAAUACAGGUCCAAAAGGCAAAUAAACACCCUGAGUGGCUUAUGCCUUUUGUUAUGUAGGAUGACUUUAUGAAUAGUAUUAUUUAUCCUUAAAAUUUAUAGCAAAGUUGCCAUUAAGUGCAGCCGGGAUUUUGCCUGGAGCCUUAAGCAUCUUUACAGAGCCUUUGUCUUGCAGGUAUGCUGGCCAAAAUACACUUUGUCCCAUCACUUUUGCAGCUCCAGGAAACAAGACAUUGCAGCUUUUCAGGCACAGCAAAUUGGCUGUCAAGAAUUUCAAGACUGCCCCAGGGGCCUCCCUGCUCUUUGAGAUACAGGUGCCCAGUACACAUUUUAUUGUUACAUGUAUAACCUUGAAAAAGUAAGUUAAAUUUAUUCAAAAAUAAGAGGCUAAGCAAUAAAUUACAGAGCUGAAAAACAAGGUUACUGCACAAUAAAAAAGAGGAAAAAAAAUGCCUUUUCUUAGAUCAAUAUCCCAAAACUGCAGAAAACACACAAGGCUUUCGCACAUGCAAACUUUUCUCAAGUGAAGAAGCAAACAAAAUCAGAUACAGUACUUCACACCUACUUAAACAAUUGUACAUGCUUGGUAUUUACUUGGAGUUUUACUCCUACAUCUGCAGAUGUAGGAGUGAAAAGAACCUGUGCUGAUUAGUUUCAGAAGUGCUCCCUGCCAGGGGGUGCUUUAGAAGGGAAGACACAUCUUCCUGCCAGUCACGGGAGUGAUGAGUUUAUUUACACACAAUACCUUCAAUCUCAUGGUUACUGCAAGUCGAUCCAAAAAUGCUGUGGCCACAUGAGGGGAAAGAUGAUCCAUUAUAGUUCACUCCUUUGAUUCAGGUUUUUUUAAAUAUUUUGAUGUGCAAAAAGUACAUGAUCUGGAAUAAAGUGCUGAUACAGUGGUCUAUUGGGAAAGCUGGCCUUACCUACAGCAACUAGACAGGCUGAUACCAAAUAACACUUUAUGAUAGUUUAUAGUCACUCAAAACAAAUGCAUCACUUGGUUUGGCCUUGCCUGAAGAAUUCCUGCCUCAGCUUUUUUUGCCUGCAAAAAAAUACUGCCUUAUAAAACUUAAUGUAGACGUAGGAAAUGUAUGUCUUUUUCCAGCUUCAUACUUAAGCUAUUCUGUACAACCCACCUGAGAGAUGUAUGCAUUGCAUUGUACAAAAGUCUUUUAUGGUAAUGCAACACUUCAAAGCCUAAUGCUAAGAAACGACUAUUAUGCAAGCACCUUGUUAACACUGCAGGCUUCAGCUCACCCUGAGGAUUACAUGGACACCAACAGCGAUAUUUAAUGAUGGGGAUGAAGUCCACAGACUCUGCAAUACUUCUCUCUGCAUACCCACAGACCUCACUCAUUUCAAUUCUCUGUGCAGUGCUGGUAUAUCAGAUCCCUUUUUGUAAGAGAAAACUGGCACACAGCAAUGAUGUACACACAGUGAAAUUCUGCUUAACACACUGCAUGGAGGUCUGUAAGGUAGUCUACAAACUAAAUAUACUUAGAACAUGAUAGUGCACUGCUGCAAUUGACAACUUUUUUCUCAUAGGAUGCUAAACAGAUAUAAUUUCUGUAGAGCUGUAUCAGCUCCUGACCUAUAGCUUGAAAACUGGAUGUUCAAGUUGCACAAAACAGCUUUGAGAACAUCCAAUUCUCUCCACAUCUAACCACAUAACACACUCAUUUUCUUGACAUUUGAUACGUAUGACCUGGAUUUUUGCUUGGAGUAACAUUCCUUUGUGUGUUAUUGGCUCCUCUGACUAAUUUCUCCUUCAUUUUGUUCAUUCAAAUUUGUGGAUUUGAUGUACAAAGUAAACACUACUGUGUUGCCCUCCCAAAGGUUUUUCUUUACCUUCAAGACUAAAAUGUGGUAGGCCUUCUUCCUCAGACUUGUGUCUUUGAGAGGGACUUUACAAGGGUCCUUUGAUCUCAGGUGAGCAGUAAGUUGAAAGCUUACUCAUUACAAUCUUACCACUAAAGCAGUUUGGAAACUUUUGAUGUGAAAGAAGUAAUGUGUAAUCGUUUUAUGUGUUUUUUUAAAGGAAGAAAAUGCCAGCAAACUUAACUAAGAAUACAGUUAAUGUUCUAUAACUCCUUAUUACUAGUUAAGUAAUUUUUGCUUCAAAGUUUAACUGUUUGAACUUGAAAUUAAUGUAAGCAACUGAUACUCAAAACUCGUCACCAGGAUAACAAGAACAAUUUAUGGUUUUGUGUAAUCGAUAUUGUUAUUAUAGUUUAUUUUUUUUAUUAGAAAUUUUAUAGAGGAUUGGUGUUAAACUUGACUGUCUUCAUGUUCAGCAUAUCAAAGUGUAUUUGACAGAAUUCAA